Cornus florida is the source of this 4223-nucleotide messenger RNA. Its product is annotated as protein CNGC15b-like. Gene Ontology annotation, cellular component: membrane. Gene Ontology annotation, molecular function: voltage-gated potassium channel activity. Bases 1798 to 3921 code for a protein of 707 amino acids. The transcript is spliced from 7 exons. Gene Ontology annotation, biological process: transmembrane transport; potassium ion transport. The record is from RefSeq and is a predicted model, not a curated record. Lineage: Eukaryota; Viridiplantae; Streptophyta; Magnoliopsida; Cornales; Cornaceae.
CAAGAUUGCCAAAUACAAUAUUAGUUAAUUAAUUAAAAUUUUGGGUUCUCUUCUUUAAAACUCGUUUAUUUAUUUUUUUACUAUAACAUAACAACCAAAAUGAUUUUCAUAUUUUAAAAAAAUUGAACGGAAGAAGCUCUUUAAGCCCGUGUCAAAUCAAACUUGAAUAUAGAAAAGAAAGAAGAAUAAUAAUAAUAAAAAAAUUCACUAAUAAAAACAAAUUGAGUUCUCAAAAGAGGGGAAUAUAGACAUUUAUAUGCUGAGGUGUUGAAACGUUAUUGGUUGCUGACCAUAUUACUAUAUUAAAAAAUAAUUGAAUACUGCACACCACUUGAGCAUAACCUUUAAGACCCCUCUUGUUCGAAGUCAGAUUCGUUACUUUGUCUUAUGUAUGGGCUCUAAGACAACUUCAUUCAUACAUACAUACAUACAUACAUACAUACAUAUAUGCUUUCAUCAAUUUUCAUUUAAUUUAAUAAAUGAAAGACUUGAAUUUUUUAGCCAUCCAACUUGAGUAAACUUUCAGUGCAUAGAUUGUCAAUUUUCAUUUAAUUUAAUAAAUGAAAGACUUGAAUUUUAGCCAUUCAACUUAACUAAAAUUUAAUUUGAAACUAGUUGAACCUUGAUCUAAUGUGUAUCCUUUUGAUCUAUAUAGUUCAUGUGAUAAGAUGAAGUCAAAUAGAGAUAUAUAUUUUUUUGUGACCUGUGUUACAAAAAAUUGCAUGUUGAGUAUCAUUUAUCAUAAACCACAAAUUUUGUACCACAGUUUUAUCUUCAUCCAUCAAGUACCUCUCUCAUUGAGUUCAUGAUCCCAUAAAAUCCAGAACUUAAAGAUAUUCUGAGUUUAUGUUUAUAUUCCAUCUUUCAUAUAUAUGCACAUGUACCGUCGUUUUGUCUAGAUUCUGAAAAAUGGAAAAUACAUUAAUUAUGGUUAAAGAGACAAAAACAACAAAUGCCGUACCCAAAAGAAAAGACAGAGUGGUCAAAGCUUUUAUCAUGCAAAAUGCAAACUACCAAAUGCCAUAUUCUGAUUUUUAGUUUUUUCCUUCCAUAAAUAUAAUACCUAAAUCUUCACAUUUUCAUUCAAUACCCACAAAAGAAUUAUAUUCAGAUGUGAAAUUCUCAGGUGAGAAGUGUGGAAGAUAGAGGGAGGAAAUAAUUUCCCUGAUUGAUAUUUACUGAAGCAGUACAUGGUAUGAAUGCAAGUUCUAUUAUACUCUGUUUAACUAGGUUGUUCAUGACAGAAAAAUUUCUGUCUGUUUAAAUUUAGGCUCAUUUUUACUAUUUUCUAAGAGUUAUUAUUUUUUUUGUGACCCUUUUCUUCUCCAAUGCCACUGGCAUAAGCUAACACUUUUCUAAAUUGGUCAUUCCUGCUACAGAUUAAUCAUAUGUAUUAAGCGCUGUGGAAGUUUUUGUAAUUCUGAUUUGUGCCUUGCCUUUGUGUUUCUUGUGGUCCGUUUUUAUUUUAAUUUGAAAAUCAUGAUAUUGUGUUAUAUUGAUAAUUCAACUGAAAAUAACUUAAAUCAAUUUCUUCUACUUUUCGCUACAAAAUCUAAUAAAAAGGCUCUCUAGGAAUCAUUAGAAAAUGAAAUGAAGCUCACUUGUUUAUGCAAAAAAGACAAAAUGGGAUUGGAUAUUUCUUUCAUAUGAUUCACAAUAAAUCCUUACAGAAAGAUCACCUAAUAUGUGUGUCUUUGAACAAUCAAGGAUGAUUCCUGCUUAUGUUGCUCUGGAUUUAUUUUUAUAGCAGAUCAAGUACACCAACUGAAGUCGCAUCACUUUUGUUGUUCGAGCACAAUGGCAUUUAGUAAUUCCAGAUCAGUAAGAUUUCAAGAUGAUCUUGAAACUGCAGCACCAUUGAAACAAAGAAGCCGGUUCGAGUUUAUGUAUAGUAUCACUGGGAAACAAACACCCAAGUCUUGCUUAAAUAACGCCGAGAUGGAUGCAAAGGGCACGCGCUUUCGGGAAAGAGAACUUACUAGAGUCUUCUCUGAGGAUUAUGAGUUAGUGCAGAGGAAGAUACUUGAUCCUCGAGGACCUGUCAUAAACCGAUGGAACAAAUGUUUCUUAGUUGCAUGUCUGGUCUCUCUUUUUGUUGAUCCCCUAUUCUUUUACUUGCCGAUUGUUAGGGAGGAUGUAUGCAUGGAAGUAAGUAGGACCCUUGAGAUAGCCCUGACGGUCAUUUGCACUGUAGUCGAUGCAUUUUACUUGAUUCAGAUUUAUAUUCGCUUUCGAACGGCCUAUGUUGCUCCUCCCUCUCGUGUAUUUGGGAGAGGAGAGCUGGUUAUAGACCCUUCAAAGAUUUUUUCAAGGUAUCUUCACAAGGACUUUUGGCUUGACGUAUUGGCUUCUAUACCCUUUCCACAGGUGUUAAUUUGGGCUGUAAUCCCACAUCUACGGGGUUCAGAGAUGAUCGAUUUAAAAAUUGUCUUGCGCUUCGUCAUCAUCUGUCAGUUCCUUCUGAGGCUAUAUCUUAUCUUUCCUCUCUCAUCUCAAAUUAUUAAGGCCACUGGGGUUGUGGCGGGAACAGCAUGGGCUGGUGCAGCUUACAAUCUGAUUCUCUACAUGUUGGCAAGCCAUGUUGUAGGUUCCUGUUGGUACCUUUUGGCAAUUGAGCAGCAAGAACAAUGUUGGAAAGAAGUUUGUAGGCGUCAACAUCCAGAUUGUCAGUAUUGGUAUUUUGAUUGCCGAAGCAUAGAUGAUUCUGGUAGAGCCGCUUGGUUCAAAUCAAGCAAUGUUUCCAACCUAUGUGAUCCAAGUGGUGAAUUCUUUCAGUUUGGCAUAUACGGUGAUGCAAUAACUUUCGGAAUUACAAUGUCGAAGUUCUUGAACAAGUAUUUCUACAGUUUUUGGUGGGGCCUGAGGAACCUGAGCAGUAUAGGGCAGAAUCUACAAACAAGCACCUACAUCACUGAAAUAAAUUUUGCAAUUAUCAUUGCAAUACUCGGAUUGGUGCUUUUUGCCUUGCUUAUUGGGAAUAUGGAAACAUACCUCCAAUCAACCACUAUUCGACUAGAAGAGUGGAGAAUUAGAACGAUUGAUACUGAAAAAUGGAUGCAUCGCAGACAGCUACCACAUGAAUUGAAGAGGAGGGUGCGCAGCUAUGAUCAGUAUAGAUGGGUUGCAACUCGGGGAGUUGAUGAGGAAGCUCUUCUUAAGGACCUUCCCUUGGAUCUUCGACGAGAUAUCAAGCGUCACAUCUGCCUUGAUCUUGUUCGACGUGUUCCUCUCUUUGAUCAGAUGGAUGAGCAAAUGCUUGAUGCAAUAUGUGAAAGACUGAAACCAGUUCUAUGCACUCCAGCCACUUGCUUAGUCCGUGAAGGUGACCCUGUCAAUGAGAUGCUUUUCAUCAUUCGAGGCUACCUAGAUUCUUUCACUACAGGUGGAGGCCGCACAGGGUUUUUCAAUUCAUCUAGUAUUGGCCCAGGUGACUUCUGUGGUGAGGAAUUGCUGACUUGGGCACUAGAUCCCCGUCCAAGUGUUGUCCUUCCCACGUCCACACGCACAGUGAAAGCCAUCUCUGGCGUUGAAGCUUUUGCUCUCUUUGCGGAGGACGUGAAGUUCGUAGCAUCUCAAUUCCGUAAGCUGCAUAGCAAACAACUCAGGCACACAUUUAGGUGUCACUCACACCAGUGGAGGACCUGGGCUGCUUGCUUUGUACAAGCAGCUUGGUUCCGGUACAAAAGACGGAAAGAUGCAGCUAAGCUCAAGGCUAUUGAGAGUACCACGGCUCCUUUGCCUGAACCAGUUAAUGAGAAAAUGGGAACACCCUUAUCCCCACUGGCCUCAGGGUUUGCCAUUUAUGCAGCAAAAUUAGCAGCAAGCACUAGAACAGGUGGGAGCAGGCGGUGUGGAUCUGAAUUGGACCUCCUCAACUCAUUACAGAAGCCAGUUGAACCUGAUUUUUCAGAAGAAGAAUAGGUAAGACAAUGCUUGAUAAAGGGCAUCAUAUGUAUGCAUGCAUCUUUAGUUUGGCAUAAUAAUUCUUGGGGGAAGCAGUGCCUUGGGGAACAAUGAGUAUUAAUUGCUCUGAAGUGUUGUGCUGUAUGCUUGUAUUAGGCUAUUUUGGUGAUGCAGUUUUGUUGGCAUUUUCAGGGUAGUUUAGUAGCUUAAAUUGUAAUGAUAUUUUUUAUUCAUUAUGGGAUAAACAAUUCCGUGACAUGUAAGUAUUACAUGUAAUAUGUGAAGACAUUCUUUCUUUGUAAAAAUAUUUCCUUUCUUGA